Molecule: messenger RNA, 879 nt
Organism: Uncinocarpus reesii 1704
Lineage: Eukaryota; Fungi; Ascomycota; Eurotiomycetes; Onygenales; Onygenaceae
Exons: 1
Coding region: 1-879 (292 amino acids)
Molecular function (GO): 4 iron, 4 sulfur cluster binding; catalytic activity
Source: RefSeq, a predicted model, not a curated record
AUGGUGCUGACAAAGCUUCUCUCUGUCCCCCCGAGAUAUGGCCUCACCCCUGUCGCGGCCAUAACCGUCUUGGUCCUUGCGGUGUCUGUUUAUUUCUGCGCCCCUCGUCGCAACAAGAAAUCCGCCCUGCCAGUUUCCGUCAAUUACCACUUUAGCAGACAAUGCAACAAAUCCUGUGGCUUCUGUUUCCAUACUGCCACGACGUCAUUCAAGCUAGAUGAUGAAAGGGCAAAGGUCGGGCUCACUCGACUGAAAGUGGCUGGUAUGAGGAAGAUCAACUUUGCAGGCGGCGAACCCUUCCUUUACCCAAAAUUCUUAGGCACCCUGGUCGAAUUCUGCAAAGAGCAAUUACGACUUGAAUCGGUGUCCAUUGUGACCAAUGGAAGCCUGGUGAAAAAAGAUUUCUUCCAAAAGUAUGGGAAACACCUCGAUAUUCUCGCCGUAUCCUGCGAUUCGUUCAAAGAGCAAACGAAUAUCGAAAUCGGUAGGGGGAGCGGCGACCAAGUCAGGAAGCUCUUCGAAAUACGAGACUGGUGUCUGGAAUUUGGGGUCAAAUUCAAGUUGAACACGGUGGUCUGCAACCUGAACUAUCGCGAGGAUAUGAACGCGACGAUCGCAGAACUGCGUCCUUUUCGAUGGAAAUGCUUCCAGGUCCUGAUGGUGGCGGGAGAGAAUGAUUCCGAAAAGACCCUUCGAGACGUGCGCAAAUUUCAGAUCAGCGAUGAACAGUAUGCCGAGUUUUGCCGCCGACACAAGGACCAGCCGUCAUUCGUUGCAGAACCGAACAAUCUGAUGGCCAAGUCCUAUCUCAUCCUGGAUGAGUAUAUGCGGUUUGGACCGGGAUGGGCGAGACCCAUCGGGCUCGAUUCUCGAUAUUGA